CGACACGCGAAAACGGAAGGGUCACGCACAAGUUGGCCCAAGCCCAAGCUGCUGUUGGGUUGUCAGUGUCUUUGGUGCCGGUAGAGUGGCUUCUGUUUUUUUGUGCUCUCCCCCUUAGUGAGAGUGUGUUUGAUUUUCAAUCGAACCCGGGACAGACGUAGCGUCGUCUACGGAACGGGAAGGAAGUGAAGCAAAAAAAGCACAAGCGUUUCAUACGCUCGGGUUUGGCUUUAAAGUGAAGUGGAGCGCGUUGAAAGCAGCACACAAGAAAGGUGUACGGGCGAUGUUUUCCCGUUACCCAGGCAACGGCCGGAUUGGGAAGCGUAGGCAAACGGAUUACUCGAAGCGCUUGGCGUGGUGAUGGCGUACUUAGAAGCGCUUGUUUGUCAACACACAUACGCACACACGCUGUGGUGGAAAGCGGUACUGCCUGAAGCGGCCACGAAAUUUCCCAUUCUGAGUAUCUGUUUUAAUCAAAUUACACACACAUGAAUCAUUUCGCGGGAAAAGCGGCGUACGCAUUAAUAUCUAAUUGAACGGUGACGGACGCAAAACAAACGAAAAACGGUGGUGUGCGGUGGGAUGGCCCACAGAGACUCGUCAAAUGCAUCUCCACAGCUCCACGUGUGCCUUCCAGGUCGGUUUUCCCCCGUUCUGUGUGUCGUGAGCGAGUGAAAUAAUUCAUUGCGUGCUGCAAUUCCGUGCAGGAGAUAUCAUCGUAUCUGUGUGCCGUGUGUGGCUGGACGAGACUCGACGGGAAACGGGGGCGCCGACCGUUUCGGAUUAUGUGAGUGUGUGUGCGCGGUCCAGGGGGCAACGAAAUGAUGUGGCAGUCUAUGUGCACGGUGUAGAUAACUCGCAGGUGUGUCUAGUGGCAACCAUGCCAGCAGUUUAAAUUAAUGCAAUUGUUUCUCUAAUCUGCGAAAGCAGCAAAACCCAUCCCGGUUGUGUUUGCGGGUGUGUUUAUCGGCAAAUAUUAUUGUUCAUCAAGCGGGAGGCGGCAUCUGUGCAUAAGGCAGGAAAUGAAUUCCUUACGUGUUUUGCUGCCGUUGUGACAAGUGUUCCAUUUCCCAGGAUCCUUACCCUUACCGUACAGCAGCAGAUUCUGCAUCGUUCUCCACCGGUUGGUCGUUCUUGCUCGCUCGUUCUUUAUCGCCACUUGUCCCAUUUGGAUCGUGUCUCGUACGAGUUGCCAUGGCAGCAGCAUCCUGCCGGUGAAGCGAUGUGUGUAGCGGUGGUAGUAGUAGCAGUACGGUGCAACGGCUGUGCUGUGUGAGUGUGCCUUUCGCGCUGUUGUGUGCUGCUGCUAGAUAUUGCUCCACGAGACCGGCACCAUGUCCCUUCGGCCACUUCGCAGCGUCAUCGGUUCGUCCAUCGCCUGGCGGUUGCUGCUGGUGACGGUUCUGCUCUGUGGAUUACCCCCGCCAGUGACCGGCUACUUCGAUCUGUUUCUCAACCACUCGGAAGUGAUCAAGCUGAUGGGCAUCGAGGCAGAUCUGUUUUACGUGCGGGACGGUGCGAUCAAUGACUACGCCAUGAGCUUCGUCGUGCCGAUGAAGCCCGGCAUAGACUUUUUACGCUUUUCCUGGCAAAGCCGUACAACCUACCCGCUUCCUUACACGAUAUCGGUCCACUACGAUGACAACGAGGGAGCGCUGCAGCAUCCCGAGCUGGACAUUCCGUCCAGCGGCAUCAUCCCGAUGACGGUCGAAAGCUUCACCGUGCAUCUCGUCUGCUGGGGCAACGUGACCAAGGAGGUGCCGGUUGGCAUCCAUCUGCACGUCGAGGGCCCGCCCAAGCAUAACGACACGAAGUUGAUUAUCAAGCGGAACAAAAUUUGCAUCAAAGGCAUGCAUCCGGCGAGGAAUCGUCUCCCGGCGGCUGAAAUAGCACCACAGCAAGGACCGGCUCUACUGGGAGCGGCGGCCUGUGCACUGGGGCUCGUGCUGGUCGUCGGACUCAUUGCCAGUGCGAUGUACGUGCGUGCCCGGAAGCAGAUUCGGCAGGACUCGCUACACACCAGCUUCACCACCGCGGCGUACGGCAGCCACCAGAAUGUGUUCAUCCGGCUGGAUCCCUUGGGACGGCCGCCCAGCGCGAACAGCGGUUCCUACGCAACGAUAGCGAGCCUCAACAAAUAUCCCAUCAGUGAGUCGAAAAAGUCGUGGUUUCGCAGCACCCCUUCACCGUCGCCGUACGCGACAGCGCUGCUGCCCCUCGGGCAGAACGGGACCGCCGGAACGGGGACGGAGUCGGUCUACGCCAAACCGGAAUCGGUCUGUCCAUCCCGGGUGUCCUACUACGCUUCAUCCCAGCUAACUCAGGUCUACAGCCUAUCGACGCCAGCGCGAAGCAUCCACAGCAACGGCUCGAACCCGAAGGACAAGCUGCGACGGAUUGCCGUGUCCCCGGGUACCAUCCUCUGCCAGCAGCUCGUCCAGGAGGGCACGUACGGCCGGAUCUACAGCGGCAUCCUGCACCAUCCGCUCGGUGAAACGCGUGACGUGCUGAUCAAAACCGUGGUCGACGGUGCCUCGCUGAGCCAGGUGGCUUAUCUGCUGUCGGAAGGAUCGACCCUGUGUGGCAUCUCCCAUCCCAACAUCCUGUUCCCGGUGGCGGCCGUUACCGAGCUGUCGGGGCCACCGAAAGUCGCCUACCCACUGGCGGCCAAAGGAAACCUCAAACUCUACCUGCAAAGCUGCCGGGAGAUCGGUAUUCAAAAUUCGCAGCUCAGCACCCGACAGCUGGUGGAGUUUGGACUGCAAGUAGCCCGUGGCAUCUCGCACCUACACUCGCUCGGCGUACUGCACAAGGACAUCGCUACCCGGAACUGUGUCCUAGACGUCGAGCUGAACGUUCGUGUUUGUGAUAACGCCCUGUCCCGGGACGUCUUCCCGAGCGACUACCACUGUCUGGGGGACAACGAGAACCGGCCGAUCAAGUGGAUGGCGCUGGAAACGCUCGAGAAGAAGUUCUUCACCGCAUCGAGCGACAUCUGGAGCCUGGGGGUGCUGCUCUGGGAGCUCGCCACGCUAGCCGCGAUGCCGUUCGAGGAGGUGGACUGUUUCGAAUUAUCGGCUUACCUACGGGAUGGCUAUCGGUUAGCACAGCCCGUCAACUGUCCGGAUGAGUUCUACACGGUAAUGUCCUGUUGCUGGCUUGCGGACUACAAGCAGCGGCCAUCGUUCCCCCAGCUAAUUGCCUAUUUGCACGACUUCCAUGACGACCUGGGCAAGUACAUCUAGGGUGUGGCUGCUGCCCCACACCUCGCCAGGGCUAGCCAGGUUUCGAUCAGCCCCCGGAGCGUUCGAUUGAGACAACCAGGGAGCAGCAGUGGCACAAAACAAAUGGCCGUCCCGUUUUGGCUGGAGUCGUCCGGGAAACUCCACAUCACGUCUGUGGCGGAUGCCAUACAUACGGAAGACACUUCAGCACAUCAACGCGACGUCCGCCGCUGCCGCGAUGAGAAGAGUUUUACCACAUUGCCACACAGCACAGCAAUCGACGGCAAAACGUGACAAAAUGGUAGCCGCCGAUCGAUUCGCAAAAAAAAACAGAAAAAUGCGCAACAUGUCGGCUGCGAACGCAGCUGCUGAGGGGAAUGCACAAAGAAGUGGCAUCGGAAUUGAUGCAAUAUGGAGGAGGCGAACCCGUGUACACUCAGGCCAACGCAGCACCAAGAGAAUGUUCCUCAAUUAAUGGUAAAAAUGGAAGGGUUAGACAAGAAAAAAAACCGGCCCAAACCUUCGUCAGAAACUAGAACGUAUAACUAAACUCGAGUGAAAUGACGGUGGUGGUGGUGGUGGUCGUGUAGCACAUGUUGCACCGGAAGCAACAUUGUCCAGUUAAAAAAGCACACACACACACACAGUACGUACGUAGUUAGGGGUACGCUUGAGUGUAUCGAUCGUAUCUCGAUUGAGAAAUAGCAGUUAAGUUAACGUAACAAAAAAUCGUUAUAUAUGUCGUUAAAGAAAAAAUAAAGUGGUGUAAAACGAACAAAAAAAUGAAGCAGUGAAAAUGAAAACAAAAAAACAAAACAAAAAAACAAAACGAAGCGACUAUGAGAAUAUCCGAGAGAAUGAGUGAUAAAUCAAAAUAAGCGACGACAACAAAAAUCAAAUAAAACAAAGCGGUAGCAAGUUGGAUGUUUAAAAGCGGUAAAAUCAAAAUCGAAAAACUAAAGUAACAACAAACAGCAACAACAUCAAAACGGUGUAAAGAAGACAAAAACAAACACACAGAAAACAACAGUAAAAAUACAACCCAAUUGCCCCUAAAGAUCGAAUAAAUAUACACAUGUUUACACUAAGAUGUACACAUAUUUUGUUACGUUAGUAAGUUUUUUACAUGUAUAAACACGCGUAGCCAAGCGUCACACGCAAAUACGUACAGAGCGCGAAUCAGGAAAAGCUACAAAAGCUGUAGCAGUAGCAGCGGUAGUGGAGCAUAAAAGAAAAAAUGUUUCAAACAAGAGUAACUAGCCUAACUAGCCAAACACAAACACACACAAAGCAAAGCAAAGUAAAACCUCCAAAAAACUAAACCAAACCAGGAAAAUCCAGGUGACAAAUGUGCAGAACCUGCUGGUGCUGGUGAGCUUUUCCGCGCUACAUUUACGUUCGUGGCGUUAGUUUUGCUUCGUUCCUUUCCUGCCACACGCGCACUGCACACUGUGGGAUGUAAUUUAUUUUCAUCAAACUAACCAAAACCUUCGCUCGUUUACGUGUUCACUCUUGCUUUGUUGUUUUACGUUAACCGAUUUUUCGCCUUAGCGACUCACUUUUCCGUGACCAGUUCCCUUCUACUCUGUAAUACCGUGUUUCAGCAUUCAGCAGCAAGCAACAGCACUGCAACUUUAAACCGCUAAUAAACUUUUCCACUGUGAGCUAACACACAAUUUUCAAAUGAAGUUGUAUGCCAACAAACAAACCGCCACAUAAUGAUGCCAGUUAAGAUCAGGCAAGCAAAGAACGCAACACAACACAAUGGCAUGGCAGGUUCUCCUCUUCCACGCUUCUCAUCUCACUGCUUCGUCGCUUUACAUUUCCAUUUUCACUGCUUCGAAACUAAAUUUAAUUGACAUCAAUUGACACAUUGAAAAAAGAAGAUAAAUCAAACCACAAUAUUGGAGCCAAACAGGGUAGUAGUUCUAUAACAAACAAACAAAACGAAGAAAGCUUAUCUGUUUCACUGUUUACUGAACAUAAAAUUGAGCAUGUUGUAAUGAGCCAUUUUCUCAUUCAAAGUGGGGGAAAAAACGAGGAAAAAAAAACACUAAAAUGUACCGCGCCCAACUAUUUCGCUGUGUAUGUUAAAGAUAGUUAAUGCAUCGCAACCGAAAAGGGCAAAUCAAAACCUACACACGUUUAAGCGUUUAAGCCACUCUGUCUCUUUCUAGCACUCACUUACUUAAAUCUAUAUUGCUAUAAUGCGCCCUAAUAUGACUCCUAACCUCCUCCUCCUCUGACCAAACCCAAUGUCCCAAUGUAAUGGAAAAUACACUCUAACAAAA
Messenger RNA from Anopheles merus, 5515 nucleotides. RefSeq names its product tyrosine-protein kinase Drl (gene Drl-2). The record is from RefSeq and is a predicted model, not a curated record. The transcript has 13 exons. Gene Ontology annotation, biological process: multicellular organism development; cell surface receptor protein tyrosine kinase signaling pathway; axonogenesis. Gene Ontology annotation, molecular function: ATP binding; protein kinase activity. Gene Ontology annotation, cellular component: signaling receptor complex. Bases 1335 to 3245 code for a protein of 636 amino acids. NCBI's taxonomy places the organism in Eukaryota, Metazoa, Arthropoda, Insecta, Diptera, Culicidae.